AUGGUGAGCAAAAAGCCAAGAAUAGUCAUAAUCGGCGCCGGCGUCGCUGGGCUCACAGCAGCAAGCAAGCUCCAUGCCUUCCCCAACUCGAGGCAGCUCUUCGAACUCACGGUGGUUGAGGGCGGCGACCGGAUUGGCGGCCGGGUCAGCACGGCGUCGUUCUGCGGCGACCGGAUCGAGCAGGGCGCCACCUGGAUCCACGGCAUCGACGGCAGCCCCGUCUAUGAUAUCGCCCGCCAAACCAACUCUCUUCACUCCGACCAGCCAUGGGAAUGCAUGGACGGCCCAACCCACACCCCCCUUACCGCCGCCGAGGGCGGCCACAUCGUGGGCCCCUCCUUCGUCCAACCCAUCUCCGACCUCUUCGAAGAUCUCAUGGAUUUCGUCCAGGGUAAGCCGGCCUCUGGCGGUGCCGCUGUCCGCGGCGACGAGGUGCUGAAGCACUGUGUCGCCGCCUCCGGCGGCGGCAGCCUGAGCGUCGGUGCUUUCCUGCAAAAGGGGCUCGAGGUCUACUGGGCGGCCGACGGCCACGGCGACAAAGACCGGCUAGUCGGAAAUUGGAGCCGGUGGUCCCUGCAGCGGGCGGUCUUCGCGAUGCACGAAGGGAUACAGAGGACGUUCACGUCGGCCGACGACCUCCGCAAGCUGGACUACAAUGCCGAGAAGGACUACGUCAUGUUCCCGGGGGAGGAGAUCACUAUGGCCAGAGGCUACUCCAGCGUCGUCGACUCCCUCGCCUCCGCCCUCCCGGCCGGCAUGAUCCAGCUGGGCCGCCGGGUCGACACGAUCGAGUGGCGGGCCGGUCCUGCCCCCGGCCUCGAUGACCGGCCCGUGAAGCUCCGGUUCGCGGACGGGUCGGCCGUCACCGCCGACCACGUCAUCGUCACUGUCUCCCUCGGCGUCCUGAAACAGGGGAUCACCGGAGACUGCAGCCUCUUCAGCCCCCCGCUGCCGGAUUUCAAAACCCGGGCCAUCUCCCGGCUCGGCUACGGUGUGGUCGACAAGGUCUUCCUGAAGCUAGGCCCUGAAAUCGACAUCGACGGCGCCGCCGGCUUCCCUUACCUUCAGAUGCUCUUCCACCCGCCGGACUCCGAGCUACGGAGCCCCGAAAUCCCCGAGUGGAUCCGGAAAACGUCGUUCCUAAACCCGAUCUACGGCGGGGCCAGGGUGGUGCUGUCGUGGUUCACCGGCCCGGAGGCCCUAAAACUCGAGUCCCUGGACGAGGACGAGAUUAUCAGCGGCUUCGAAGCCACCGUCACGAACCUUCUCCCACCGGCAUCGAGACUGAAACCCUCGUCAUGCAACGGCAAUGGGAAUAUCCCGGCGGGGAACCGGUUGAAGUUCGAGAGGGUCUUGAGGACUCAAUGGGGGAGCAAUCCCCUGUUUCUCGGGUCGUACAGCUACGUGGCGGUGGGGUCGAGCAUAGACGAUAUGGACACCCUGGCAGAGCCGCUGCCAAAGACCGACGACGGCGGAGAUGAUUCGGAGGCACCGCUGCUGCAGAUUCUGUUCGCCGGUGAAGCCACGCACAGGACGCAUUACUCCACAACGCACGGGGCGUAUUUUAGCGGGCUUAGGGAAGCCAAUAGGCUUCUCAAACACUACAAUUAUAAUGUGUCCUUAUGA
This is a messenger RNA of Striga hermonthica, 1626 nucleotides long. The record is from the annotation of a GenBank genome assembly. NCBI's taxonomy places the organism in Eukaryota, Viridiplantae, Streptophyta, Magnoliopsida, Lamiales, Orobanchaceae.